Aspergillus terreus NIH2624 is the source of this 714-nucleotide messenger RNA. RefSeq names its product putative alcohol dehydrogenase. Lineage: Eukaryota; Fungi; Ascomycota; Eurotiomycetes; Eurotiales; Aspergillaceae. The transcript has 3 exons. Gene Ontology annotation, biological process: D-sorbitol catabolic process. The record is from RefSeq and is a predicted model, not a curated record. Gene Ontology annotation, molecular function: L-iditol 2-dehydrogenase (NAD+) activity. The coding region runs from base 1 to 714 and encodes 237 amino acids.
AUGCAGCGCUACAAGGUGCAUCCGGCCAAGUGGCUCCACAAACUCCCCGACAAUAUCAGCUUCGUCGAAGGCGCCCUGCUCGAGCCGCUGUCCGUCGUCAUGCGCGGCAUGCAAGUCGCCCAGCUGCAACUCGGCCGCGGCGCGGUAAUCUGCGGCGCUGGUCCUAUUGGAUUGAUCGCUCUGGCGGCGGCGCGCGCGUCCGGUGCGCAUCCCAUCGUGGUGACGGAUCUCGACCCCGGGCGGCUGGCCUUUGCCAAGGAGUUCGUCCCCAGCUGCAUCACAUACCAGGUUGACCGGACGCGGGAUGCGGAGGGGAACGCGCGGGCCAUUCGCGCGCUGUUCGGGACGGAGGAGUACGUGCAGCCGGAGACGGUGCUGGAGUGCACGGGGGUGGAGAGCAGCGUGGUGACGGCGUGCUUUACAGCGCGGCGGGGUGGAAAUGUCGUCGUGAUUGGGGUUGGCAAGGCGGUUAUGAACAACUUGCCUUUUAUGCAUAUUUCGAUGGCAGAGAUCGACCUACGGUUCAUCAACCGCUACCGCGACACCUGGCCCCCAGCGAUUGCGUGCCUCAGCGGAGGCAUUCUGGAUCUGAAGAAGCUGGUCUCGCACACUUUUCCGCUGGAAAAGGCCAUGGACGCGCUGCAUCUUUGUGCGGACCCGUCCCAGAGGAGUAUCAAGGUUACCGUCGUGGACGAUGUGGAUGCCAGCAUAUAA